This is a messenger RNA of Agrilus planipennis (emerald ash borer), 3969 nucleotides long. Its product is annotated as probable cation-transporting ATPase 13A3. Gene Ontology annotation, biological process: intracellular calcium ion homeostasis; polyamine transmembrane transport. Gene Ontology annotation, molecular function: polyamine transmembrane transporter activity; P-type transmembrane transporter activity; ATP hydrolysis activity. The record is from RefSeq and is a predicted model, not a curated record. NCBI's taxonomy places the organism in Eukaryota, Metazoa, Arthropoda, Insecta, Coleoptera, Buprestidae. Gene Ontology annotation, cellular component: membrane. Bases 364 to 3897 code for a protein of 1177 amino acids. The transcript is spliced from 18 exons.
AUUCACUGUAGUCUCCACAGUGUAAAUCAAAACUUGGUUCACUUCGUACGUAAUGUCCCCACAUUCAGAAACAUACACAAAUAACGAGCCGAUAAUUAGUCAGGAAUAUUAAUUAGAAUCGGUAUAAUGUUGUGACAGUUAUUAUUAUUAAGUUACUCAGGUAGAUAGUUUCUUAAUAGGUAGCUAUCCAAAUUAACUUUCUUCGAACGUGAACGCCUGCAUAUUCGAAAGAAAGUAUGGUUUCAAAAUUGGGUGGUAAUUACACUUAACAGUGGUUGAUUGCGUAACAUGAUUCUUAUCAAUUAUUCUAUCGUCAGAACCCCAAGCUAACAAUGAAAAAUUGUCCAUUUAGAUGAACACAAAAUGGAGUUCAACAGUCGUUUAAGACAGAAACGAAUUCGACUUAGGAAACAAUUGAUAACUCUUUUCGAAGAUGAAGAAUUGGAAUUUUUGGGGUUCAAAAAGGACCAGCUAAAGUGCUAUAUGCUAUGGUUGUUUUGUGUGUUAACGUUGGGAUUUCUCAAUCUUUUCUUUUACUGGUAUCCAAAAAUGAAACUGGUCUGUACCCACAAAAGAUGCUUUCUUGACGAGGCCGAAAAGUUACUUUUAGUUGACAUUUACCAAAAGGUUUUCAAAACGUUCACAGUAGAAAACAUAAGAGUUUUGACUGCAAGCAGUAGCAGUCACGGUGAUAAUUUAAAAAAAUCUAGCGAAGGAACCCAAAAAAUUAGAAUACAUUUGGGCGGUGGUUUGGAGAAAGAAUACGAUGAAAUUAAAGUAGUUUGGCAUAAGAAGUUAUGCUACAUAUGGGAUUCUGACGAAGGGAAGUUCAUCAAUCUGCAUGGGUACGAUAGCGGGAUCAAACACUGCGAAUACUACAACUUCAAAGGAUUUUCUGAAGAAGAACAAAUAUUUAGGAGGAUUAUUUAUGAUAAAAAUGAAAUAUCGAUUCCUACUCAAUCUGUGAUCUCUCUCAUAUUACGAGAAAUACUAACGCCAUUCUACAUCUUCCAAAUUUUCAGUUUGAUCAUUUGGUUUGCAGAAUCUUAUUAUUAUUACACAAUUGCCAUAGUUAUUAUGUCAGCGGUUGGUAUAACGUCAUCUGUGAUUGAAUCGAAAAAAAAUCAAAACAGUCUUCGAAAAACUGUACACUCUACAGAUCGAGUAACAGUUCGUCGAGCCAACGGCUCUUUGGAAGAGAUACAGUCCAACCUGUUGGUUCCAGGAGACGUUCUAGUCAUUCCAGAACAAGGAGGAAUUCUCCACUGCGAUGCGAUUUUGCUGAACGGGAACUGUGUCGUCAACGAAAGUAUGCUAACAGGAGAAUCCGUACCAAUAACGAAAACACCAGUUCCAAAGGACACGAAAUGCUACAACAUAAGGGACGACGCACCACACACUUUAUUCUCCGGUACUAAAAUCAUUCAAACCAGAAGUCGAAAUAAGAUAUUCGCCAUCGUGCUGAGGACAGGAUUUCAAACCACUAAAGGACAACUUGUCAGAACAAUCCUGUACCCACCCCCAACAGAUUUCAAAUUCGACCAGGACAGCUACAAGUUCAUUGGAGUUUUAGCUUUCAUUGCACUCGUAGGAUUCAUUUACACAAUUGUCUCAAAGAGUUACAGAGGAAUUUCCGGAGCAGACAUCGCUGUAAAGGCUCUGGACAUCAUAACUAUUGUCAUACCGCCAGCCUUACCGGCUGCCAUGACCGUAGGAAAACUCUAUGCACUUUUUCGUCUCAAAAAACAAAACAUCUACUGCACAAAUUCCAGUGACAUCAACGUAUCAGGGUCCCUAAACUGUAUUUGUUUUGAUAAGACAGGAACCUUAACAGAAGAUGGUUUGGACAUGUUCGGAGUCGUGAUUUCUGAUAACGGAUCCCUGCAAGACGCCAUAAAGGACGUCAGGUCGAUUCCUAAAGACGAAGAACUCAUCAAAGGGAUGGUUUCUUGUCAUUCUUUGUCAAUUAUAAAUGGCGAAAUCAGUGGCGACCCUCUAGAUGUAAAGAUGUUCGAAUCAAGCGGGUGGACUUUAUACGAAAAGGACCAUGCCCAAAGUCAAUACAGUGAUGUAGCCACUGUCCAUCCCGUGGCCAAGCCUCCUCAGCUGCACAGGAGAGUGAGCAGCAUUAGUUUGGCCAGUAACAAAAACCUUACUUGGGAGUGUCCGAAAGAGAUCGAGAUCGUUCAUCAGUUCCAUUUCUCGUCGAAACUCCAAAUGAUGAGCGUAAUAGUGAAGGAAAAGAGUCACAGGAAUCAUACACUUUAUUCUAAGGGCGCUCCAGAAAAAAUAAUCUCCCUUUGCCGACCAGAAACUGUCCCGAAAGAUUCCCAUGACAAAUUAGCUUCUUAUACUCAAAAAGGGUACAGAGUGAUCGCUAUGGCAAUGAAGAUAAUGGACGAUCUGGACCUAAACGACCCAUCAGAACUUAACAGAGAAGAUGUAGAAACAAAUCUCGAUUUUAUUGGCUUCGUUAUUUUCGAGAAUCGUUUAAAAUCGGAAACAAAGGAAAUAAUUGAAGUUCUCAAAGAUGCUGAUUUUAAAACAAUUAUGAUUACAGGGGACAAUAUUCUUACAGCCCUUAGUGUUGCCCGGGAAUGUGGUAUAAUAGAACAGAGCCAACGAGUUAUUGACGUUAGUGUCAUCCACCUGAAAGAGACGGACGAAUACAAAAUUAUUUACAACGACGCAGGUUUUAAAAACGACGUCGAUGUCAUGGACAGUAUUGUGGUGGAAAAUGACGAUCCGGAGUCAGGGAAAUCUCGCAAGAAUUAUUGCUACUCGAUGACCGGAAGUACAUGGGCUUUGAUUCGAAAAUAUUUUCCUCAGGAAAUGGAAUCCAUAGUCGUGAGCGGGGUCGUUUUUGCCAGGAUGACAAGCGAUCAAAAACAGCAGCUGGUACAGGAGUUAAAAAUGUACGGAUAUUAUGUUGGGAUGUGUGGAGACGGUGCAAAUGAUGUCGGUGCUCUUAAAGCCGCCCACGUGGGAAUAUCACUUUCGGAAGAGGAAUCCAGCGUCGCAUCUCCUUUUACCUCCAAAGAAACCAACAUAUCCUGCGUGGUCCACAUCAUUAGAGAAGGAAGAGCUGCUUUGGUCACUAGUUUCGGUGUCUUCAAGUUUAUGGUGUGCUACAGUCUUGCAGAGUUUACUUCAGUAAUAAUUUUGUACGGUGUCGACUCCAAUUUGACUUCGUUACAGUUUCUUUUCAUUGACGUUUUCUUGGGCUUGCAGUUUGCCUCUGUUUUCGGGAAGACCAGAGCUUACAAAGGACCUCUGUGCAAGACUCCUCCUAAAUCUUCCCUCUUGGGUUUCACACCUCUCAUGUCCAUUAUUCUACAAAUUCUUCUCAUUGCAAUUUUUCAGACUGCGGCGUUUCUUAUUAUCCAGGAAUUCGACUGGUUCACGCCUUUCGAGUUCGAUCCGGAGACGCCACACUUUUUCAGCGGAUUUGAAAAUUACGCGGUAUUUUGUGUGUCCACUUUUCAGUACAUAAUCAUUGCCGUAGUUUUUUCCAAAGGGAAGCCGUACAGAGAACCGCUGUAUACUAACAAAUUGUUUAUGAUGAGCAUUGUCAUGAGCACUCUGGUUUGUUCCUAUAUAACAUUGUUUCCUGCAGAUCGGCUGGCUCAGGAGUUUGAACUGAUAAUUCCGCCCCUGUACAACGGCAGAAUCACAAUAUUGGCAAUUUCUUUAGCACAUUUAGUAACCGCUCUGAUAGCCGAAAAUCUGUGCGUAGAGAUUUUGAUCAGCAAAAAGAUUUUGCCGCGUUUCCGGCGGCUUGGGAGUUUUCAGGGGGUUAAAACAAAUAUAUAUUUCAAACCGAAGAAGGCUAUAGACGAAAAAAAUAUUAAAUCGCUUGGUGGAUGUUCCAAUAGAGGCUUCGUUGACGAUGCUUGAUUAUUUUAUUAUUCCUACGACAUUAAAUAUUAUCUGUGUUGUGAAUUAAUUAAUUUUGUACAGUAGGUAAGG